Messenger RNA from Drosophila rhopaloa, 1013 nucleotides. RefSeq names its product cilia- and flagella-associated protein 161. The transcript has 5 exons. Gene Ontology annotation, biological process: cilium assembly. Gene Ontology annotation, cellular component: motile cilium. The record is from RefSeq and is a predicted model, not a curated record. Bases 44 to 889 code for a protein of 281 amino acids. Lineage: Eukaryota; Metazoa; Arthropoda; Insecta; Diptera; Drosophilidae.
GUCACAAAAAAAGUACACUUUACAAUAUAAGCUAGAAAGACUAAUGUACGGUCCCGGGGUGAGAGUCGGUAACUGGUUGGAAACUGCCCUGUCUGAGGAGAUGCGUGUGAGCGAAAUGAAAAAGCGCCGGGAUAGCGGCAGCCUUCUGCUGGACAGAACCCGAGCCGUCUACGACCGAUUUUACCAGGAAACGGUGCUAGGUCCGCCACAGGAUGUGCUCGCCUUCGGAGUGGUCGUGCAACUCCGGCCCGUCAAAAUCAAUGUAUGCCGUCAGCAGGUGCUGGAUCAGAACCUGGUCCUGUCGGUGGUAAUUACCCAGGAGGGGCUGCACCGCAACUGCAACACCAUCAACGAAAUGUGCGACCUCACGGUGGCGCCUUCGCCACGUCCCUCGCUGCGCAGUAGUUUCAGGAUCGUUAGUCCAAACGAAAACGACCUUUCUGGUCAGUAUCUAGCCUACGGUGAGAAGUUUCGCCUUCAGGCCCUGGAUCCCUCCGAUGAGCCAAUGUAUGUGUUCAGCGGACCCAAGAGGCUGAACCUCUCGCUUCCCGUGGAAAAGGCGUUCUUUACAACCAAGAACGGCGAGUUGACGCUACCACUAGGCUUGGUCUCUUACAAGAACUGCGGCCCGUCUGCCCGGGUACCAACCUCUCAUACCCACUUCUAUUGUGCACACGAAAACCCCGAUCAUCGUUUUGAAAGCGAGGGUAAAACUAUUCCGGUAAACAAACCGUUGCUCAUUGUACACGCGGUGACCAAUCGAAAUCUGGCUGUGGAGAACGUGCUUGCGAACACCCUGUUCGGUCCAGAGUUUCAAGUGUCCGUGCAGACCUACAAAAAUGUCUACAAGCGGGAGACCUGGAAGAAUCAGUGGAAGUUUACUUACUGAUAUCUCUAGCCUCAAUUAAAUAGCUCGUACCUGCUGUGGCAUUCAAACGACCCAAUAAAAUGAGCUGUUGCGAGUUCGCCUGUUUGUUAAGCAUGUCAAAAUAAAAGAAUAUUCGAGAAGCGGU